Molecule: messenger RNA, 1110 nt
Organism: Exophiala dermatitidis NIH/UT8656
Lineage: Eukaryota; Fungi; Ascomycota; Eurotiomycetes; Chaetothyriales; Herpotrichiellaceae
Product: protein disulfide isomerase family A, member 6
Exons: 2
Coding region: 1-1110 (369 amino acids)
Biological process (GO): protein folding
Cellular component (GO): endoplasmic reticulum
Molecular function (GO): protein disulfide isomerase activity
Source: RefSeq, a predicted model, not a curated record
AUGGUGCAGUUGCGAUCAUUCCUCUCGCUGGCAGCGCUGACCCUGCCCCUCGUUACAGCGGCUUCAGAUGUCAUCAAUCUGAUUCCUUCAAACUUCGACAAAGUCGUCUUCGAGUCCAACAAGCCCGCCUUGGUGGAGUUCUUUGCCCCAUGGUGUGGACACUGCAAGAACCUUGCACCCGUUUAUGAAGAGUUAGCCACAGCCUUCGCUAACAGUGGUAACAAAGUCACCAUUGCAAAUGUCGACGCCGAUAAACACAAGGAUCUUGGGAAGAGGUUCGGCGUUCAGGGGUUUCCUACGCUGAAGUGGUUCGACGGCAAGCCCGGAAGCGAACCAGAAGACUACAAUGGCGGCCGCGAUCUUGAGAGUUUGACCAAGUUUAUCGUUGAGAAGACUGGGGUUAAGGUCAAAGGCCCAAAGAAGGCUCCAAGCAACGUGGAGAUGUUGACCGAUACCACGUUCAAGCAAGAGGUUGGCGGAGACAAGGAUGUGUUGGUUGCGUUUACGGCACCUUGGUGUGGACACUGCAAAUCCCUCGCUCCGACCUGGGAGAAACUCGCAGAUGACUUCGCCGCCGAACCAAAUGUCAUUAUUGCCAAGGUCGACGCCGAAGCUGAGAACUCCAAGGCCACCGCUCAAUCCCAGGGCAUUACUGGCUAUCCUACCAUCAAGUUCUUCCCCAAGGGCUCCACUGAGCCUGAACCAUAUACCGGCCCACGGACCGAAGAGGCUCUUGUCGACUUCAUCAACUCCAAGGCCGGAACUUACCGUCUCCCGGGAGGAGGGCUCAACACGCAGGCAGGUACUGUGGAAGCCAUCGAUAACAUCCUCGCCAAAUAUGUCACUUCUGGCGGCCUCAAGGAUGUGGAGAAGGCAACUGAGGAUAUCAAGAAGGCUGCAAAGGACCUGAAGGACAAGUCGGUCGACUACUAUCUACGAGCCCUUGGUAAAUUGAGCUCGAACCCAGACUAUGCUAGAAAGGAGCAGACCAGAUUGGCUGGUCUCCUGAAGAAAGGAGGUCUGGCUCCAGAGAAGGUGGACGACCUUCAGAGACGUAGCAACGUCCUCUCCAGGUUUUUGGCUCAAGAAGAUUCCAAGAGCGAGUUGUGA